Messenger RNA from Sinocyclocheilus grahami, 1265 nucleotides. RefSeq names its product probable ATP-dependent RNA helicase DHX58. The coding region runs from base 189 to 1265 and encodes 358 amino acids. Gene Ontology annotation, cellular component: cytoplasm. The transcript has 6 exons. Gene Ontology annotation, molecular function: single-stranded RNA binding; zinc ion binding; ATP binding. The record is from RefSeq and is a predicted model, not a curated record. Gene Ontology annotation, biological process: antiviral innate immune response; cytoplasmic pattern recognition receptor signaling pathway; negative regulation of RIG-I signaling pathway. NCBI's taxonomy places the organism in Eukaryota, Metazoa, Chordata, Actinopteri, Cypriniformes, Cyprinidae.
GUCCAUGGAUGCCUGCUGUCAUUGAAUUUGGCCCCUAUUUUGUUGUAUGUCAUUCAUCUCCUCCUGCCGGGCCCUUUCUCUGUUUUCGGUUUCGUUUUUCUGCUCAGCAGGCUAAUAAAGGGACGGGUUUGAAGACCAGCUAGAAAGAAACACACAGACCCCUCACCACUACAGUGACAGCAGCACAGAUGGACUGCAAUCUUAGACCGUACCAGGAGGAGGUGGUGCAGGCAGCACUCAGAGGGGAGAACAGCAUCAUCUGGAUGCCCACCGGUGGAGGAAAAACCCGUGCUGCGGUUUACGUCACUAAGAAACACCUGGAGACCACAGUCAAUGCCAAAGUGGCAGUGCUCGUCAACAAGGUGCAUCUGGUAGACCAGCACUUUGCAAAAGAAUUCAAGCCUUAUCUUGGGAGUACAUACAAGAUAACAGCCAUCAGUGGGGACAGUAAUGAGAAAGACUUGUUUGGGUGUCUAGUCAAGGCCUCAGACCUGGUCAUCUGCACGGCUCAGAUCUUGGAGAAUGCCCUGAUCAACAUGGAGGAAGAAAAACACGUGGAGCUGACUGACUUUACCCUGCUGGUAAUAGACGAAUGUCACCAUACACAAAAGGAGAGCGUCUAUAAUAAGAUAAUGGGCCGCUAUGUUGAAAAGAAAGUGAGAAAAGAAGGGAAUCUUCCUCAGAUUUUGGGUCUCACAGCAUCACCUGGUACAGGAGGAAAUAAGCAACUGGAUAAAGCUGUUGAACAUGUACUGCAGAAUGAACAAAAGGAAACCAUUAAACAUUUUAGAAAAGGAAUCCUCAACCUCCUCAUCUCCACCAGUGUAGCUGAGGAAGGACUUGAUAUUCCAGAAUGCAACUUAGUUGUACGUUACGGGCUGUUGACCAAUGAGAUCGCUCAGCAGCAGGCCAGUGGGCGGGCUCGAGCUAUGAACAGCGUCUACUCAGUGGUAGCCGAAGAAGGUGGGCGUGAAAUACGCAGGGAACUCACCAAUGAGUAUCUAGAAAGUCUGACUGCAAAAGCUAUUGACCAAGUGCAGCAAAUGAGUCCCAGGGAGUUCAGACUCAAGAUAUCCGAGCUCCAACAAAUCACUGUAAUGAGUCGGAUCCAGGCCGAGAAGAAAAAGGAUGAGAGGGAGCAGCGCUAUAGUCCUGGUCAAGUUCAGUUUCAGUGCAGAGGAUGCUUCUUGCCUGUCUGUAGUGGAGAAGAUUUAAGAAAAAUAGAAAAUACUCACCAUGUCAACAUCAACCCUGAGUUUGAGUGA